Molecule: messenger RNA, 1867 nt
Organism: Rosa rugosa (rugosa rose)
Lineage: Eukaryota; Viridiplantae; Streptophyta; Magnoliopsida; Rosales; Rosaceae
Product: RNA polymerase II C-terminal domain phosphatase-like 4
Exons: 1
Coding region: 419-1666 (415 amino acids)
Cellular component (GO): nucleus
Molecular function (GO): RNA polymerase II CTD heptapeptide repeat phosphatase activity
Source: RefSeq, a predicted model, not a curated record
UCUACGCCCAGCGUACUCCAGACGCACCCUUACUCGCCUCGCCUCGCCUAUAUAUAACACGACUUGACCUCUUUCCUUUUCGCCUCACUCUUCUCUACCAUUCUAAUUUCUCUCUCUUUUACCAGAAAACCCUAAAUUUCUCCGAUCUUUCUUCAAUUCGCCGUAUUCUCAUCAUUCGGAAUACAAUUGACGACGAGCUCAAGCCGCGCAGCACCGAACGAAGAAGAUCAGAGAUGACGGCACAAGGCUAAACAAGCAAGCAGGCUUCUUCUUUCCUUGUUUUCUUUCGCAUUCACUGUGUUUGUUUUAUGUAUUUGAUUCAGUUUUCUCUAGACUAGACUCUUGUGUAAUAGUUUUCAUUCAGUUCUUGAUUUAACUGUGAAGAAUUGUUAUAAAUAAAUUCAAUUUCUUGAUCAUCAUGAUGAGUGUGGCUACUGUCUCUCCGAUUUUACAUAAUAUUGAUAACCUUGUUGGGUAUCUCAAGAGGGGACGAGGGUUGGAUUCUGAUUACAGUGACCUAGGAUUGCUAGAUCACAGGGCCAAAAGGCUUAAGGUCUUAGAGACUGAUGUGGGAAUUUCACAAGAGGCAAGAUUUGCUUUUGAUGAAAAACCCAUGUCUUCUCAAGUGAGAUUUGGGUAUAUACCCAAGGGGUCAGUGCUUGGGGAUGACGAAAUUGAUCGAUUACGCAAUGAAAACACUAGGAAUUUAUUGUUGAACCAUAAGAAACUUCAUCUGGUUCUUGAUCUGGACCACACCCUGCUGAAUACCACUUUCCUUGAUGAGAUGUCACCCGACGAAGAAUAUCUUAAGACCCAAACCCAAUCUCAUCAUUCUCUGCAAUUUGUUCACAUUGUGGACACCCCCAGUGGGCAACUGAUGACCAAGUUGAGGCCUUAUAUUAGGACCUUUUUAGUGCAAGCCAGUCAAAUGUUUGAGCUCUCCAUAUACACAAUGGGUACUCGAGAUUAUGCGCUCGAAAUGGCUAAGCUGCUUGAUCCCGGAAAUCAUAUCUUUGGCGGUAGAGUCAUAUCGCGUAAUGAUAGCACAGAAACAGAUAGGAAGAGUCUAGAUGUCCUGCUUGCCCGAGAUUCUGCUGUUGUGAUCCUUGAUGAUACGAAAAAUGUGUGGACAAAUGACAACAGGGACAAUGUAAUACUGAUGCCUAGAUACCAUUUCUUUAGAUCUAGUUGUCAAAAGUUUGGCCUCAGUAAUCGUAAACCUUAUUCCGAGUUGAAGACCGAUGAAUUUGACCGGUAUGGAGGAGCUUACCUUGCAAAUGUACUUCAACUUCUUGGGUAUAUCCACACUAUAUUCUUUAAUGAAGUUGAGUUACGGGGGUGGGAUCUUAUCGACAGAGAUGUGAGGCUCGUCUUGAAAAUCCUUAAGAAGGAAGUCUUGAAGGACUGUAAAAUUGUUUUCAGCCAUGUAUUCCCCUCAAAUGUCGAGGCUGAUACUCAUCCUUUGUGGAAGAUGGCGGAGCAGCUAGGCGCUACUUGUUCAACACAAGUCGAUCCAUCAGUCACACAUGUGGUUGCAGCAAAUGCUCGAACACAGAAAUCGUGUUGGGCAGUUAAAGAAGGAAAGUUUUUGGUGAAUCCUCAAUGGAUUCGUACUGCAAAUUUUAUGUGGCAAAAGCAACCUGAAGAUAAUUUUCCCUGUCAUUAGUUCAUUAUUACUAAAAGUCUAACACUGAGCAACUCUUAACUGGACUCAUAAUAGUUGCAACUAAACUCUCCAGUUUACCACACCCGACAAGUAAAAGCCAGUCCCCACAAAUGGACACAAAAGAGAGAAUGAAUUGCAAGAUCAACACGUUUGAAAGUAUGAGAGAAUUUUUGAAUGUAAAAAAUUGUAAAAUUUCGAUCU